Effrenium voratum is the source of this 1332-nucleotide messenger RNA. Lineage: Eukaryota; Dinophyceae; Suessiales; Symbiodiniaceae. The record is from the annotation of a GenBank genome assembly.
AUGCUCAGCAGGACGACAUCGCUGGUGGACAAGGCGCUGUCACAGGCCGAGAGCUCGGCCAGCCGGAGGCCCUCGAUCUCCCUGCGGCUCCACGUGCCGCGGCUGUCCAACAGCAGCAAUGAGCCGCUGCGGGACGCGGCCUCGGGCCACCUGGAUGGCAAGCGUUCUUUGGCACCGGGGGAGACGUGGAUGGUGCCGUCCACUUACAUGGUGCCGCGUAAGGUGGUGGUGAAGUGCCUCGAGGAGAUGGACUCGGCGGAGCAGCCGGACAAGCCGGGCAUGCUCUCCAAGCACACCCUCAGGCAAACGGUGGAGCGGUUCAACGGCGUCUUCAACCGCCACGUGAACCGCGAGGACCAGGUGGCGGCGGUGAUGGACCACUUGGAGCGGCACACGCGGCGGCGCCGCGGGGAGACGGCGCUGAAGGCGGGCUUGCUGGAGUGGGAGCAGACCUCCCGCGUCUACGAGCUCUUCAGUGUGCAUCUGAAUAUUUGCGAACGCAUUCUUUUCACCAUGGACUUCGCGGUGAGAACGACCAUCUUGUCGCGGGUUUGUUCCACGGUGCUGAUUUCGUGCAUUUUUGUGUCCAUCAUCGUUUGGAUGGUCUCCACGCUCCCUAGCAUGCGCUACGUACAAACCGGCUGCACAUCACUGGAGGUGGGGCAAUGCCAGCCCCGGCCGUACCCGGCCUUCGAAGUCAUAGAAGCGUCUUGUGUGUACCUCUUCACCUUGGAGUACCUGCUACGCUUGGUCAUGGUCCAUCGAGUACGCUUCGAGCUGCUGGACGAGUAUUUUGUGGCGGGCGUGCUCAAGGGAGAGACAGACGUCGCGACAGGCUCCUGGCUGAGCUGUCUCUGUCCCACCCGCUCCAAGGGCGAGCUCGAUGGCGCGGUGACCACCACCGUGAAGCACAUCUUCGGCCUCACCAACCUCAUCGACCUUUCUGCGAUUCUUCCCUUCUGGAUUGAGACCUUCAAUCCGCAGGACCGAACACGCAGGGAGGCGCUUUGGUGGCGUUACGCCUGCUCAGGAGAUCACGCGGAUAUUUCGCGUCUUCAAGCUGGGUCGGUACAGCGACGCCUUUAUGCUUUUCACCCGGGUCAUGGAACAGUCAGUGCCCGCGCUCUCGCUGAUGACCUUCUUCAUCAUGCUGGGCUGCGGUCUGUUCGGUACGAUGAUCUGGUUCGCGGAGGGUGGGGAGUGGUAUCCCUCAGGCCACGAAGUGCUUGGGAUGCUCAACAUCACUGGCCGGGGCGCGUACUUGCGCAUGCAGCACCUUCCCUGGACAUCUCCAGGUGUGAGGGAACCAUCCUACGAGGAGACGCCUUUUGA